Messenger RNA from Exophiala mesophila, 2033 nucleotides. RefSeq lists its product as uncharacterized. The record is from RefSeq and is a predicted model, not a curated record. The transcript has a single exon. Gene Ontology annotation, biological process: mRNA splicing, via spliceosome. The coding region runs from base 147 to 1883 and encodes 578 amino acids. Lineage: Eukaryota; Fungi; Ascomycota; Eurotiomycetes; Chaetothyriales; Herpotrichiellaceae. Gene Ontology annotation, cellular component: U4/U6 x U5 tri-snRNP complex.
GUUGAAUCAUUUCAAGGUCGGCCCUCACCUUUGGUUCAAGUGAUUCGCAAAACAUCUCUUCAGGAGAUUGUCUUCCGAACUCGUGUCCAGGAAUAUCUGCACGAGGCAUCCGUCUCCUGCUUCCUGUGAGUUCCCUCUACUCAAGCAUGGCCGACCGAUCAAGCAGUUUGCUGAAGAGAUCUCACCCCGAAGCCGACGACGAUGCCCAGAAACGCGCCCGAUCCAAUGAUGGAUCCCCCCGCCCUACAACCCCUGGCCAGGGCAAGGCGCCGCUUCCCAAGCAAGACGUGAGCCAGAUGUUGGCUGCGGCCAAGGCACGCGCAGCAGAAUUGAAGGCGAAAAUGGCUGGCUCAAAGACUUUGACAGCCCCCUCGCAGCAGACCUCUUCCUCGACGCCAUCUACGAGCAGCCUGACUAGCGACAAGAUUGCGGCCAUGAGGGCUCGAGUCGCUGCCGCCACCAGUCGUGCCAAUGCCCAAAGGCCAUCUUCUGCGGCUACAUAUACUCCUCCAGUCCAUAAUGACGACAUGUCUAAGGCACGAGGUGGAUUGGAUAUCGGUUUACACCCUUCACUACUGGCCGACACGCAGCCAGACAAAGGGCGAACUCCUCAGACAAAAUUUGCUACUGUCAUGGGUAAUCGCCGGGCAGAUUCCCUAGCGACCCAGAAGAAGGCACAACUUGACCUUUCGGGUCCUUCCAUGGAAGAAAUCAAAUCCAACCCAUAUUUCGACGCCAACAUUGGGAGUGCUGUGGCAAAGUCUCGUGCGUCCCGGCCCCUGAUUUUCAAUGAAAAGGGCAAAUACAUUCAACAAGCUGCGGCACUUCGAAGGCAGGCGCAACUCGAGGCUAUGAAGAAACGCAUUGCCGAACGUGCUCGACUUGCUGGUCUAGAGGAAGAUUUGGACACAGAUAAGGCCUUUAUUGUCCCGGCCCCUCCUGAAAUCGAAUGGUGGGAUGAAGGACUCGUAAAUGGCAGCUCGUACGCUGCCAUUUCCGAUAAGGCGAACCUCAAAAUUGACACACCCGACUCGAUAAUCACCGUCUACAUCCAACAUCCAGUUCUAAUUGAACCUCCCCAGGAAAAACUCGCUCCAGCACCCAAACCCAUGUUUUUGACCAGCAAAGAGCAAGCCAAAUUACGUCGACAACGUCGACAAGCCGACCUCAAGGAGCAACAAGCCAAGGUGCGACUCGGCCUCGAGCCUCCACCGCCGCCUAAAGUCAAAAAGGGAAAUCUCAUGAUGGUGCUCGGUCAAGAAGCCGUGAAAGACCCCACUGCCGUCGAAGCACGUGUCAACCGCGAGAUCGCCGAACGGAAGCAGAAACAUGAGGACACGAACGAAGGCCGCAAGCUAACCAAGGAAGAACGGGCGGAAAAACUAGCUCGACAACGAGCGGACGAUCUCGCCCGCGGCAUCCACGUUCGUGCAUAUAAGAUCAACAGCCUCGCCAACGUGAAACAUCGCUUCCAGAUCUUCAAGAACGCCGAAGACCGCGAAUUGACGGGCGUGUGCAUCACACACCCUAAAUUCAAUUUACUCGUGGUCGAGGGCGGAGAAUACGAUAUUCGACACUAUGACCAUUUGUUGCAGAAGCGGAUUCGGUGGACUGAGAUGGAAGCCCCCCGCUCCGUCGCGGAAGGCAAUCGUGAAGCAUUGACGAAAUGGCUGGAAGCCGAAGAUGAAGAUGGCAAUCUCAAGGACCUGAGUCUGAAUCGAUGUGAAUGUAUUUUCAGCGGCGAGGAGAAGGAACGCACGUUCCGCAAGGUAUUGCGCCAUCCGCGUGCCUGCGAGACUGAUGCGCAGGCUAGAGAUGUUCUCGGUCCAAGAAUGGAGGGAUUUUGGAAUGUGGCCAAGGGCUGGAAGACCGAUGAUUUCUGAAUCACAGACCCUAUAUAUUACACCCUCGUUGCCUCAAACACAGUUUCGUGGACUGCUCCAGAGGAAACCACAGACAGGCUAGAUUAGUCGAUGGGUAGACAGAAAGACAGACACUCAAUCUCAGACUGGCACUAAACAUUGAUUGCACUA